AUGUCUUUUCAACGAACAUUGCACGAUAUAUUCUUGGAAUGUAUAGGAUAUCUCGCUGCUACUUUAGCUUUAUUUGGUAUUAGAGCAUCCAAUAAUGAGUUUAAUGGUCGAGCAAUCCACCGACAUCGUUACACCGAUCUUCUUCAGGAUGAUAUGAUCAUUACUCGAUUUUACAAAUAUGAGACUCUUAUUAAACAUAAUUUCGUCGUUUUUCAAACCGGGUCAGGACACAUAUUUAAGGUUCAUUUAAUUGCUAAUGUUGAACCGAAACAUUAUUCACCGAUGUACGUAAAAAUCGUACCAUCUUAUUGGAGACCAGGUCGUAGACGUAUACGAUCCAGUAACAAAACAGCGGGAAAUCUAAAACGCUUCGUAAACGCUGAAAUACGCAGAUUUGGAAAUUAUGAAGUGGGUUUCAAUGAUUGUCGACACUUUGCUAAUGCAGUAGCAGCAUUUUUGGCUAGCUGA
Messenger RNA from Adineta steineri, 468 nucleotides. The record is from the annotation of a GenBank genome assembly. Lineage: Eukaryota; Metazoa; Rotifera; Eurotatoria; Adinetida; Adinetidae.